Messenger RNA from Helicoverpa armigera (cotton bollworm), 1520 nucleotides. Its product is annotated as putative cystathionine gamma-lyase 2. Gene Ontology annotation, biological process: transsulfuration. Gene Ontology annotation, cellular component: cytoplasm. The coding region runs from base 101 to 1426 and encodes 441 amino acids. Gene Ontology annotation, molecular function: pyridoxal phosphate binding; carbon-sulfur lyase activity. The transcript has 9 exons. The record is from RefSeq and is a predicted model, not a curated record. NCBI's taxonomy places the organism in Eukaryota, Metazoa, Arthropoda, Insecta, Lepidoptera, Noctuidae.
AUGGAGUGUGUGGAACUAAAAUACCUUAUAUAAUACCUAUUAUUAAAAUACCUAUGCUGAAAAUGAUCUACAAAACCCACCCUACAAUGUUUUGAGCAAUAUGCCUUACCACCACGCCACCGUGGACCCAAUCGUGGCUGGUCGAGUACUAGUAUAUGAUUUAAUUUUAUCACUAAUGAUUUCACGGCAAUCAUUAACCGAUUUAAGGCUGCAUGAAACAACAUCAAGCAGUGCGAAAUGUUCGCAACAAGGACUCCUUGAGUCAGCAGCAAGUGACACAACAACUGCCAUGCUCGCUGGUCGAAGCUCGGAUAAGUGGGACUGCCUCUCAGUCACGCCUCCAGUCACGAUGUCCAGUUCUUUCAAACAACCAGGCCCAGGCCCUAGUGCAUCUAAGGCCUGUGUUUAUUCAAAAGCAGGAAAUCCAUCGAGGAAUACUUUAGAAGCCUGUUUUGCAGCCUUAGAAGGAGCAAAACAUUGCUUUACUUUCGCUUCUGGUAUGGGAGCAAUCACCACCGCCAUCUUACUACUCAAAAAAGGCCAGCAUAUAGUUGUAAUGAACGACGUCGACGGCGCGACACGUAGCCUUUUUAGUAAAAGCAACAAAAUGGACAUUGAAGUUACGUUUACGGAUUUAUCAGUACCUGGAAAUUUAGAGAAAUCCAUCAAAUCAAAUACUAAGAUGGUUUUCUUUGAGACGCCAACAAACCCCGUCCUGAAAGUUAUUGAUAUUGCUGCGGUCGCCAAAGCAGCAAAGAGUCGUGGUGAUAUAAUAGUCGUCGUGGAUAACACAUUCCUGACACCUUACUUGCAAAAGCCUUUGAAAUUCGGCGCCGACAUAGUUCUGUACUCUAUAACAAAGUAUUUAACUGGCCUCACCGAUGUUGUGAUGGGUGCAAUCCUUGUUAACGAUGACAUAAUAGCGGAUAAGCUUAAACAUUUGCAAUGCGUGGCGGGAAUCGUGCCAUCUCCAUUCGAUUGUUAUAUGGUUAACAGAAGUUUGAAAACAUUGCCUUUGCGUAUGGAACGGCACAAGGAGUCAGCCUUGCUUGUAGCUGGCUGGUUAGAUAUGCAUCCCAAGAUUGUUGAAGUACUGCACCCAGGACUUCCGACGCACCCGAAUCAUGACCUUGGCAGAAGGCAAAUGAGUGGUCAUUCGGGAGUCUUUAGUUUUAGGCACUGCGGUGGUCUAAAAGAGUCGAAGAAGUUUUUAUACGCUCUCAAAGUUUUUACUUUGUCUGUGAGUUUGGGAGGAUAUGAGAGCUUGGCGGAAAUACCAUGGUUAAUGACACAUGCCUUCAUCCCGGAAAAAGACAGGCUUGCUCUUGGUAUUACAAAUUCGCUCGUAAGGAUUUCAGUUGGGUUGGAAGAUGUUUUAGACCUUCUAGAAGACUUGGACAGAGCACUCAGAAUAGCAUUUGGAUAAUACCUAUUACUAAAAUGCGGUCAGUUGAAAUGAAUACAAAAUCAUACAUCAGCACGGCUUUAAGACAAAGUCUUGUUAGAACGUAAAUUGAAAC